Cooperia oncophora is the source of this 423-nucleotide messenger RNA. The record is from the annotation of a GenBank genome assembly. Lineage: Eukaryota; Metazoa; Nematoda; Chromadorea; Rhabditida; Trichostrongylidae.
AUGAACUUGCCAACUUUUGAGACUUCGCUGCUGUCACCUGGAAUGGACUCAACUAUUCUGAUCGUCCUCGACAGUUCAUCAUCUGUUGGCGAUACGGCCUAUGUGCAGCUGAAAAAGAUCGUGCUGCAGUUUUUCGAAGUCAUCAGAGAUGCAAGAGUGGGACUCAUCUCUAUCACAUGUCCGCCAAAGCUUGCCGUUCCGAUAGGCACUCACACAUUUGAAGAGUUCCAGAAUCUUGUCAGAGAAAUGAUGUACGGCGGGAAAACUGAGAUGUACGACGCUCUCGACAUGGCCAGAACCCUACUAGAUCGUGAAACAUCGGAUUACAAAACUUUGAUAAUUAUAACGGAUUCUGGUGAAAGAACUCGCACUCAAUGUUUCUCAACAAAAUAUAGAGAGGAUGAGUUCGACGUUGCUGAAGAG